Messenger RNA from Lotus japonicus, 2515 nucleotides. Its product is annotated as putative pentatricopeptide repeat-containing protein At3g11460, mitochondrial. Gene Ontology annotation, biological process: RNA modification. Bases 61 to 2169 code for a protein of 702 amino acids. NCBI's taxonomy places the organism in Eukaryota, Viridiplantae, Streptophyta, Magnoliopsida, Fabales, Fabaceae. The record is from RefSeq and is a predicted model, not a curated record. The transcript has a single exon. Gene Ontology annotation, molecular function: zinc ion binding; protein binding; RNA binding.
UUUCAUGUUCUGUUCUCUUCUCCUCGUACAUGUAGUAAGUAAUCUCCACCUUCAUCAUUCAUGAAGACAACAACAACAACCCUUCUCCGCAAUGCUCCUACCCUCACACUCCCCCUCGAUUCUCUACAAUGCGGAACCUUGUUGCAAUCACUCACCAACUCCAAAUCAUUCACACAAGCCCAGAAACUCCAUGCCCACAUCAUCACCUGCGGCACUCUCCUCCAAAACACCUACCUCUCCACCAAGCUCGCCGCCUGCUACGCCGCCUGUGGCCGCAUGCCUCAAGCACAACUCAUAUUCGAUCAAAUCGUCUUCAAGAAUUCAUUCUUAUGGAAUUCUAUGAUCAGGGGCUAUGCUUGUAGCGCUGGUGGAAACUCGAGCUCGAGGUCCCUUGUUUUGUACCGUGAAAUGCUGAGUUUUGGACAGAAGGCUGAUAAUUUCACCUACCCUUUUGUUCUCAAGGCUUGUGGGGACCUUCUGCUUCGUGAAAUGGGGAUAAGAGUUCAUGGUUUGGUGGUGGUUGAUGGGUUGGAGUCGGAUGUUUAUGUGGGAAAUUCUUUGAUUUCGAUGUAUUUGAAAUUUGGUGAUAUGGGAACUGCGAGGUUGGUGUUUGAUAAAAUGCCUGUGAGGGAUUUGACUUCGUGGAACACGAUGAUGUCGGGGUAUGUGAAGAAUGGUGAGGCGGGGGAUGCUUUUGUGGUUUUUGAUCACAUGAGAAGAUCUGGCUUGGUUGGAGAUGGGACCACCAUGCUUGCCUUACUCAGCGCUUGUGGUGAUCUUAUGGAUUUGAAGCUGGGGAAAGCGGUUCAUGGUUAUGUUGUUAGGAAUAGUGGGAGACUGUCUAAUAAUGAGUUUGUGACGAAUUCAAUGAUUGAUAUGUACUGCAAUUGUGAUUUCAUAUCUGGUGCAAGGAAACUAUUUGAAGGGUUAGCAGUGAAGGAUACUGUAUCGUGGAAUUCAUUGAUUUCUGGCUAUGAAAAGUGUGGGGGUGCUUUUCAAGUUCUGGAACUUUUCGGUCAAAUGUUUAUAGGAGGUGCAGUUCCUGAUGAAGUGACUGUUAUUUCUGUGCUUGGGGCUUGUAGUCGAAUCUCGGCCUUGCUAUUGGGUUCAUCUGUUCACUCAUAUCUUGUUAAAAAGGGUUAUGGAAUGAAUACUGCUGUGGGAACUUCCCUAAUAAGCAUGUAUGCUAACUGCGGAAGUUUCCUUUGUGCACAUCGCGCUUUCAAUGAGAUUCCUGAUAAAAGUUUGGCUUCCUGGACAGUUAUGGUUACAGGAUUUGGAAUUCAUGGCAAGGGAAGAGAGGCCAUUUCCAUUUUCAAUGAAAUGUUAGGUAAAAAUAUUACUCCAGAUGAGGGCGUUUUCACGGCAGUUUUAUCAGCUUGUAGUCAUUCUGGAUUAGUGGAUGAGGGUAAAGAAAUUUUCUAUAAAAUGACCAGAGACUACAAUGUGGAGCCUACAACCACUCAUUAUUCAUGUUUGGUGGAUCUACUUGGCAGGGCAGGAAAAUUAGAUGAAGCAUAUGCAACUAUAGACAACAUGAAAUUGAAACCUAAUGAGGAUGUUUGGACUGCUCUUCUUUCUGCUUGCAGAUUACAUCGGAAUGUCAAGUUAGCAGAGAUAUCAGCCCAGAAGCUUUUUGAAAUGGAUCCAAAUAAAGUGAGCGGCUAUGUUUGCCUUUCCAACAUCUAUGCUGCUGAGAAACGGUGGAAGGAUGUUCAAAAGGUGAGGAAAAAGGUAACAAAGAAGAGAUUGAGGAAACCACCUAGUUACAGUUUUUUUGAGCUAAAUAAGAUGGUUCAUCAAUUUUUUGCUGGAGAUACGUCCCACCAACAGUCAGAUGAUAUUUAUGCCAAACUGAAAGACUUGAAUGAGCAACUGAAGAAAGUGGGGUACAUGCCUGACACUAGUUCAGUUCUUUAUGAUGUUGAGGCAGAAGUAAAGGAGAAAAUGCUCUGGGAUCAUAGUGAGAGGUUGGCACUUGCUUUUGCCCUUAUUAACACUGGUCCAGGAACCACAAUCAGAAUAACCAAGAAUCUUCGUGUGUGUGUAGAUUGCCACACUGUAAUGAAAAUGGUUUCUAAGCUUAUGAGUCGAGAGAUUAUCAUGCGAGAUAUCUGUAGGUUUCACCAUUUUAGAGAUGGUAUAUGCUCAUGCGGUGGGUAUUGGUGAGUUGAUGGAAGUUUGUUAAAAUACAAAAUUAAAUCCGAAAUAAUGAAAAUUUCAGAUUUUUGUUUUUAGAAAUAUGAUAAUUAGAAAUAAGUAUUUUACGUCCAAACAUAGAAAAUUUCAGAUUUUUUAUCUUACAUGACUAGAUUUUUAAGAUGUUUUCAAAUUGCCACAUUGUGGCAUCAUCAUUAGCAUUACAGAUGCCGCAGGAGUAUCUUCCUAAUCUGAUUAGUGUCUUAUUUUCCUUUGGUUCUCAAAUGGAUCGCUCAGAUUAUGGUGGCACGUCAACACUCAACUUUAUGUUGGGUGUUGGGCACAAGAUUAAGUAAUCACAUUUGAAUAGAUUUCA